UAUGGGAUCCACUAACCCUCAUGAGAUGGGCAUGAGAUCCACCUGCAUCUCAUAGGAUGGGUAUGGGAUGGGCAUGAGAUCCACCUGCCACUCAUGGGAUGGGUAUGGGAUCCACAACCGCUCCCAGCUAAGGAAUGAAGCUCACAAUAAAUGAAGUCAACUAAUCAUUAAACACCCAUCAAUUAUCGUACGUGUGGCAGGUGCUUCCGUCUCUCCUACACUGCCUGAUCAGAACACUCCCACACCGGCCCAGUCAGUGCUGGGCAUGACACACACACCCACAAUGCACCGAUUAAACUUUUUUAUGCUUCUCUAUUCUUUGAUAAAGUCUAAAGUUCAGAGUACGAUUCGCGAAGGUCGACGAUUUUGAUGCGUCGAGGAAGCGGGCGAGGCUGGCCGACCACCGGGGAGUAUCUCACAGUGCCUCGCUGGACGACCUGCUGGCGGACCUCCCAGUCCUCCCUCUCUCGCUCCACCCAGCUACAAAACACCGCCCCAGAAUUAGUUCUCUUCCUCGAGAGCAAGACACCUAACUUGAGAGGCAAAUUGGACGGAGCCGUCCUCGAAGCUUUUAGGGAGCCGUCCUCGAAGUCUUAAGGGAGUCGCCCUUGAAGCUUAUACUGAGUUCCCCUUCGAAGUUUAGAGGAAGUAGUCCAUGAUAAAUAGAGAGAGUCGUCCUCGCAAUCAUCCGAGAGUCGUCGUAGGAUACAGGGAGUCGUCCUUGAAGCCUUCAAGGAGUUGACGCCAAAAGAAAGUGAGAAUCGCUCUCGGAGGCUACAGGAAGUUGCGGCAGGAAAGAAGUCUACAUCCGAGGCCGCAAGGAGUCGAGGACGGAGAUAAGGUCGUACUCGUGGGCUACAGGAGGUCGAGGACAGGGCUUAAGCUGUCCUUAGCAUCAUGGUGAAGGUCGUCCUCGCAGUCCUAGUCCUCAGCUGUGUCAUUCCACUUGUCGUCCACGGUGAAAUUUCACGUAAAAAUACAGGAGGACGAUGGCGACGACAGGCAGCCAUUGGGGUACUCAACCCACCCAUCCCUACAUCCGUGGGCCACUAUCUAGGUGCCGACCAGCUGAUCGACUCUUGCCCUAGGGACGAGGUGAAGAUGGCCGGAGGGGCGUGUCAUCCACUGCUGAAGCAGGGGCCGUGCCUGCCGACGGAGUUCGUGUUGCUGAACCAGAAGACCAACGAAGGCUACUGCGCCCCCAGGCUCUGUGCCCCGGACAGGAUCUUCAUCUUCAGCGACCAGUUGUGUCAUGACCCUCGUAGCCUCACCCUCUGUCCUCCGGGUCGUCAGCUGUACCACACAGCGUACGGGACGCCCGUGUGCCAGUGUCCGGACGGUACCUACGAAGGCGACGACGACCUCGACGACGACGUGUGCGAGCCCAUAUUGGGCCAGACCCUCACCUGUCCAGCAGGUCAGGUGCUGUGGUUCCGCGACUUCAGCCUCCCGCCGGAGUGUCUCCCUGACCCCUGUGGUGGUGAGAACCUCAACCGAGGACCCAACGACCUUCCCUUCGUCCCCUCCGCCGAUGGCAAGUGCUUCCAGCUUGGACAGAUGAGCGGUGUGUGUCCGGCCCCGACCUGGUACUCCCUGGCCCUGGACCGGCUCCAGGGCGUCUGUUCCACCCUCGAGGACGCCGGCUACCAGGUCUUCGACCCAGAGACCCUCGCCAUUAUCAACGAGAUCUACGGACCUCCCAUCCCCAGAGAAACGACUGCUCCCAUUCCUGUACCUGGUUCACCUGGAACUCUCAGAUCUGAAGGUGUUGUUUCUGAAGUCUCCAGUCCUGGAGGAGUAAGUCCUGGAGUUUCUGGUCCAGGUGUGAGUCCUGGAGUUUCUGGACCAGGAGGUGUGAGUCCUGGAGUUUCUGGUCCAGGAGGUGUGAGUCCUGGAGCUUCUGUUCCUGGAGGUGUGAGUCCUGGAGCUUCUGUUCCUGGAGGUGUGAGUCCUGGAGCUUCUGUUCCUGGAGGUGUGAGUCCUGGAGCUUCUGUUCCUGGAGGUGUGAGUCCUGGAGCUUCUGUUCCUGGAGCUUCUGUUUCUGGAGGUGUGAGUCCUGGGGUUUCUGUUCCAGGAGGUGUGAGUCCUGAUGUUUCUGUUCCUGGAAGUGCGAGUCCUGGAGUUUCUGUUCCAGGAGGCGUGAGUCCUGGAGUUUCUGUUCCUGGAAGUGUGAGUUCUGGGGUUUCUGGUCCUGGAAGUGUGGGUUCUGGAGUUUCUGGUCCAGUAAGUGUGAAUCCUGGAGUUUCUGGUCCAGUAAGUGUGAGUUCUGGAGUUUCUGUUCCAGGAGGCGUGAGUCCUGGAGUUUCUGUUCCAGGAGGCGUGAGUCCUGGAGUUUCUGUUCCUGGAGGUGUGAGUCCUGGAGCUUCUGUUCCUGGAAGUGUGAGUUCUGGAGUUUCUGGUCCAGUAAGUGUGAGUUCUGGAGUUUCUGUUCCAGGAGGUGUGAGUCCUGGAGUUUUUGUUCCAGGUGUGAGUCCUGGAGUUUCUGUUCCAGGAGGUGUGAGUCCUGGAGUUUCUGUUCCAGGUGUGAGUCCUGGAGUUUCUGUUCCAGGUGUGAGUCCUGGAGUUUCUGUUCCAGGUGUGAGUCCUGGAGUUUCUGUUCCAGGAGGUGUGAGUCCUGGAGUUUCUGUUCCAGGUGUGAGUCCUGGAGUUUCUGUUCCAGGUGUGAGUCCUGGAGUUUCUGUUCCAGGAGGUGUGAGUCCUGAUGUUUCUGUUCCUGGAAGUGUGAGUUCUGGAGUUUCUAUUCCAGUAAGUGUGAGUUCUGGAGUUUCUGUUCCAGGAGGUGUGAGUCCUGGAGUUUCUGUUCCAGGAGGUGUGAGUCCUGGAGUUUCUGUUCCAGGAGAUGUGAGUCAUGGAGUUUCUGUUCCAGGAGGUGUGAGUCCUGGAGUUUCUGUUCCAGGAGGUGUGAGUCCUGGAGUUUCUGUUCCUGUAAGUGUGAGUCCUGGAGUUUCUGUUCCAGUAAGUGUGAGUCCUGGAGUUUCUGUUCCAGUAAGUGUGAGUCCUGGAGUUUCUGUUCCUGGAGGUGUGGGUCCUGGAGUUUCUAUUUCUGGAAGUGCGAGUCCUGGAGUUUCUGUUCCUGGAAGUGUGAGUUCUGGAGUUUCUGUCCCUGGAAGUGUGGUUCCAGGUAUUUCUGUUCCUGUAGGCGUGAGUUCGGGAGUUUCUGUUCCUGUAAGUGUGAGUCCUGGAGUUUCUGUUCCUGGAGUUUCUAUUUCUGGAAGUGCGAGUCCUGGAGUUUCUGUUCCUGGAAGUGCGAGUCUUGGAGUUUCUGUUCCUGGAAGUGUGAGUUCUGGAGUUUCUGUUCCUGGAAGUGUGGUUCCAGCCAUUUCUGUUCCUGUAGGCGUGAGUCCUGGAGUUUCUGUUCCUGUAGGCGUGAGUUCAGGAGUUUCCGUUCCUGCAAGUGUAGAUUCUGGAGUCUCUGAUGUUACAAGUUUGGGUCCUAAAGUCUCGAGUAAUGCACGUGGGGAUCCUGGAGUUUCUGGUUCAAUAAGUGCUGGUCCUGGAAUUGCUAGACCUGCUGGUCGUCCGGCUGUAAGACCUGGUAUAUAUAGUACUGUAAGUUCUAGUACUGGAAUCCCUCGUCCUUCAGGUUGGACUACAAGCUCUGCUGGAUUACAGCCUCUCUCUGGUAUCCAAGGUCAAUCCCGUCCAUCAUCUGUCUCUGGUGGACAAGGUUCCUCUCCUCUCUCAACUGUCUCCGGAGGCCAAGGACGGCUUAACGCUGUGAAUGGCCACGGAACUCAGGGGUUAUCUGGAGCACAAAGUUCCGUUAACCAUUACCUGGGAGGACCCUCUCUCAGCAACGCGUCUCUGGGACACCGCCCCGGGUACUCCACGAGGCCACACAACCCCCUCGUCUCUUCGUACAGUGGUACUGACAUCUCUCCACCCCACGGCAGUCAGCUCUAUGGCCCGCCUUCCAUGUACAGCAACGAGCGACACUCAACGGAGUCGGAUGAAGUAUCUUCGGGAAGAGCCUACGGUUCAACGGGACACCCGAUCAUAGACGUGGUGAAGGGGCAUCUGAUAGCAAAAAAGACGAACAUCAUGGAUUCAAUAUCUGGGGCUGUCGACAACCUCGACUUUCUUAACAUUCCCUUAGGCCAAAAGUUACAAGGGUUCAUGAAAGGAGUGAAGGCCAUUAUGAGCGACCUGGUGAGUGGGCGGAGUCACCACAGGAGUCGUCGCGCCCCGCUGCCACACGCCACCCCCGGCAACGUCAUCGAGACCCGACUGGUCGGUUGUCGUGCGGGAGCCCAGAGGGACAUCAACGCCAAGUGUCGCGACACUAUCCUGCCUGCACAACCACUAGUCAACCGAGCAACCCGCGCGGCGCCGCCUGUGCCGCCCCAACCCGGCUGCCCCGGGGGCCAGUCGUACGACCUACAGCGGAUGUGUACGUCAUCAAGCAGCGCAAUCAACUCCAUCAAUGCCGCCGGAGGACGGUGGCGGCGCCAGGCGGCCAUCGGGAGACUCAACCCGCCCAUCCCUACUUCGCUAAGUUACUACCCAGAGCAGUUUGGGGACCCCCUUAGCCCCACUACCAGCUCCUACACCCAAGUCUCCGACGAGCAGAUUGACCUGUGUGAUAGAGAAGAGGUAAGGAUGCCCGACGGGAGGUGCCACAACCUCCUGACGCAGGGACCGUGCGAGGUGACGGAGGUGGUGCUGCUUGACCGGGAGACCAACCAGGGCUACUGCGCCCCGAGGCUCUGUGCCCCGGACAGGAUCUUUGUCUUCAGCGACCAGCUGUGUCACGACCCUCGUUCCAACAAUCUGUGCCCCCCGGGUCGUCAGCUGUACCAGUCGGCGUUCGGGACGCCCGUGUGCCAGUGUCCGGACGGUACCUACGAGACCAGCGACAAAGUUGAGGAAGACGUGUGCGAGCCCCUCCUUGGCCAGUCCCGCUUCUGCCCGCCAGGACAGGUGCUGUGGUUCCGAGACUUCAACCUCCCGCCGGAGUGUCUCCCAGACCCCUGUGGCGGUGUCAACCUCAACCGAGGACCCAACGAUCUCCCCUUCGUCCCCUCCGCUGAUGGCAGGUGCUUCCAGCUCGGACAGAUGAGCGGUGUGUGUCCAGCGCAGACCUGGUACUCCCUGGCCCUGGACCGGCUCCAGGGCGUCUGUUCCACCCUCGAGGACGCCGGCUACGAAAUCUUCGACCCAGAAGCUCUCGCCAUCCUCAUCCACAUCUAUGGACCUCCAAUCCCUAGAGAAACAACGCCGCCAAUACCCGUGCCUGUGCCAGACGUCUAUUCUGAGCCCGAAAAUGUCGGCUCUAGGCCAUACGGUCCAUCAUAUGGGUAUGGCAACGCUCUAUACUCGAAGAAAGCAAUGGGCUCAUCUGUUGGACCAAGCUAUGGCACUUCCAGUCAAUCGCUGACGAACACAAACGUUGUGAAGAUGAAUCUGAUCGCACGCCUGAAGGGCAUCAUGGAAUCGAUGUAUGGGGCAGACCAGAGCCUUGACCUCCUGCAAGCUCCCAGGGGCACCAAACUUCACGAGAUAUUCAAAAAUUGUAGAGUGAAGGCCAUUAUGAGCGACCUGGUGAGUGGGCGGAGUCACCACAGGAGUCGUCGCGCCCCGCUGCCACACGCCACCCCUGGCAACGUCAUCGAGACCCGACUGGUCGGUUGUCGUGCGGGAGCCCAGAGGGACAUCAACGCCAAGUGUCGCGACACUAUUCUGCCGGCACGACCUCCGUUUGACCGGGUCACUCGCGCUGCGCCGCCCGUGCCGCCCCAACCUGGCUGUCCAGGGGGCGGGGCGUACACUCUGCAGCGGACCUGUUCGUCGCCAAACAACGCCAUCAACUCCAUUAACGCCUUCAACCUUGGAUAGAGAAGGGACUAACUAGGUUGUUGUUGUUGUUUGCUGGUGCGCUGUUGCAAGCGGAUCGCUCCUGAGUACUUUCAUUCCUAACUGCAUGGCGUUCUUACGGUUAUUGCCACAUUAUCUUCCUCGCAACCCUCUCACCCUCUCUCAUAUCUCUCCCACCCUGUUACUCACAACCCUCCCACCCUCUCUCAUAUCUUUCCCACCCUGUUACUCACAACCCUCCCACCCUCUCUCUCAUAACCCUCAUACCCUCUAACCUUCUCACAUCCUGCCUAUCCUGUCACAAACCUUUUACAACCAUUUCACCACUGUUUCAAGUUGUUACACAGAGUGGAAGUGUUGCGAGUCACACCCACCCAAAUUUCCCAGAUCCCUCUCCCACUGUAUGGGCACCUCUCCCACACUCCCAUUCUCCUGGGUCUUCUUCCCUUACUCUUAUAUUCAUCAAGACACUUCUCUCAGUGUCUUUAUAAGGUCUCCGUCCCACAGUGACGUACUACACUCACUCCCACGGUCUAGGGUUAUCUCUUUAGUGUCUUAGGUGCCGACCGUAGCAUUCUGCAUUCACAAUCGACUUAAGAAUGGUCCAGAACGGACCGAAACGUCGUCGUCCCUUCACUUUCUAGUGUGUGGUUUGGUAAACAUAUUUCAGCCACGUUACUGUGACUCUUCGUCUGCAUUCUGCGUCUCUUCUCCACUGUCCUCUAGGUCUGUUCCAUAGUUUUAAUACUCUUAAGUAUUAAUUAAUUUUUGUUAUGUUAAAACUUCAGCAACAAUAAUAAAAAGGAGAAAAUCCUAAAUAUAAAACGAAAAUAGUGAUAUAAAACGAAAUAUAAAACGAAAUUAGUGAAAUAUAAAAUAAAAUUAGUGAAAUAAAACGAAAUAUAAAAUGAAAAUAGUGACAUUAAAUCCCCGAAUCUUAUCCAACUUGGUAGAUCAAUUAAUAUAAUAACAAAGUGAAAUGUAAAUAAUUUACUGGGUACUGGUACUUCACAGAGGGAUUUACUCUGCUUUAAGCUCUACUUAAACGCCGCAAUGCAAUCUAAAAAGGAAGAUAAAUAAGAAGAAUAAAGGUGAGGGGGGGAGGUGAUUCCAGACACGUGGGUCCCCACACCAGCACCUGCUCUUGAUUUGCCACAAUGUGCAUAAUAAGGGGGUACUAAAACGCACGAACAUUAAUCACCCGCCUAACCUUAACCUAAUCUGCGCAAAGAAAAUGUGGAUAUUUGUGAGCCGUUGAUUUUCAUAGUUACCCCUUAUUUUGUACGUUGGGGGACCAUGGUAUGCAUAAUGAGAUGAAUUAGAUCAGAGGACAGUUGUGAGCUAUACCUUCCUUCCACCCAGCUAACUUGCACACAAAUACCCUCCACCCACUUCCACACAACCACAAAUACUCUCCACCCACUUCUAAACACUGACCCAAACACACUAAACCCUCUGCUACACACUCAGACGAACCCUCCACCCACCUCUACACACUCAGACACACCCUCCACCCAACUCUACACACUCAGACACUCAGUUAAAACUUUACUUUACAAUUUGCCACAAGUCUUUCUUUAUUAUGGUAAAUUAUGUUAUUCAUUAUGGUAAAAGUGAAAAUAUUAGUUUUGUAACUAUUUCUAUAUAUACUAAUUUAUAAAUCAAUUAGUACAAUGCUGUAUCUCUACUGAACUCCACAUAAUUAAUACUCUUAGUGGACCAAUCUCCACCACCAUUUACCACAAUUCCACCACACGCCUGAUCCGCAGUGAUUCAUCACCACAACUCAAACACGCUGAUUAUAAACACAAUUACCCGAUCAUAAUUACAGCCCCACAAUUACAGUUACCAUCAUGCACACCUCCGCCAGGGGUCCCCGGCACGGAGAGGUCACACUCAGAAUACCUCACAUUUCUAUGUAGAAUUAGUUCCAAAAAGGUCAUCACAGUUGGAUGGAACAUAUUAUUUUUUUACACUCACUCUUUGACUCGCCAAAUUGUUGAAGGCCGAUGGAAGUCUACCACGAGGCUGAGGGUUACUCUCCUGGUUUCUAUCCACGGGGACAGGCAGCCUGUAUAUGUAUAUACGUUAGGUUUACAUCGAGGUCCCAACUUAAGAUCGAACUACUGACUUCCUAGUUUGCAACCCCCCACAACAGCUGCAUAACUCCCGGGUACAUAUUUACUGCUAGGUGACAAGGUGUAUUAAGUGAAAGUAAACGUGUGCUAGUUCAGGCCAAAUACAGGCUUGUGAUCUUGUAUGUACAUAGUGUUCAGACCAUGACCCAAGCCAAGUGCAUCCUAAUGAACACCAGCUCGGAAUAAGCUAGGACCUCUGAACACAAUUAACGGGGUGAGAAUAUCUUGAGCUACCUCAACCCGGUGUGUCUGUAUUUUUACCUCAAUAAACUAAUAUGAACACAAAGAAUCCUUAGUAAAAACAUUCAUUGCUGAGAAUUGGCUGUGCUAAUUCUCAAUAAUGAUUGUGUUUACUAAGCUCUAGUCCCUCCUCCCUCAAGUGAAUGAGGGUGUUAAUCUGCACCCGUACAAUUAACAAAUUACUAUGAAAAUAGAGGCUCAAAAAUCCACGCUUUCUAUGCAUCGGUCGAUUAAGUUAGGUGGGUGGCUUGGGUUCGUAUGUUUCCUUCUCGAUAAGUUAGCGCUUUGCAUUUUGUACAUUGUGGCAAAUCACCCAAAAUAUACAAGACUAGGCUGCUCAAACAUCCUCUCCUCUCAUUCUCAUUUAUACAGCUCCUCUACACCUCACAGUUACUCACAUGCAUACAAAUAUACCAUUCUAAUACUGUUUACAUUAAGGCCAAUUGUCGUCUAAUGGUAGAGUGUUGUGAUGGGUUGUUUGUAUUGUUUAUCAGCUCUCUCUUCCUCUACUUCCCAUCUUUAUCAGCUCCCUCUUUCGUCUCUUAUCACUCCGCUGUUCCAAUUACAUUACCCACAUAGACUCGUAUAUUUUUGUAUCAGUUAUUAUCCCAGCACUUCUCCUGGUUACUCUCCGCGCGUCUUCCAAGUGUGUGGUAACUUUGUUUACAUUCUGCCACCAAGUACCGAUAAGUGUUCUCGUUCAUCCUGGAAGUGUUAAAUAACUGGACCAUGUUCGUCCUGGAUGUGUUACAUAAUAAACUUAACCUUGUUUGUCCUGUAUGUGUGAUAUAUUAUAAACUGGAUCAUGUA
Molecule: messenger RNA, 9002 nt
Organism: Procambarus clarkii (red swamp crayfish)
Lineage: Eukaryota; Metazoa; Arthropoda; Malacostraca; Decapoda; Cambaridae
Source: RefSeq, a predicted model, not a curated record